Chaetomium globosum CBS 148.51 is the source of this 570-nucleotide messenger RNA. RefSeq lists its product as uncharacterized. The coding region runs from base 1 to 570 and encodes 189 amino acids. NCBI's taxonomy places the organism in Eukaryota, Fungi, Ascomycota, Sordariomycetes, Sordariales, Chaetomiaceae. The transcript has 2 exons. The record is from RefSeq and is a predicted model, not a curated record.
AUGUACAACGAUCAAGGAAAUUACAAGGGAUGGACAAAUCAGACGACCACUGAUCUGGAUCCCCUAAAAAGCAUUGGAUAUCUUCCGCCGCCGUCCCGCUCAGGCUCCCCGCACGGAACGCGGAGAGUGGAAUUGGUCCCGCCCAAUGUUAAUUGCGAGGCUGAGGGGAUCCCCGUGGAAGAACUGUCGUCAUUGGUGUAUCUUUCUGGGCUGUCGUCUGGGGAAAGUCCUUGGUUCUUGGGGUUUUUCCAUUCCAUUGUGCGGGGCCCCAGGUCGGACCCUGAAUUUGCGUCUCGGCGACGGAACAUUGGUAAUCUGAACGAAUAUGGGCUAGCCCUGAAAUCGACCUUGCAGCCGAACCUCAUGUGCGAGAAUAGCUUGAACGUGGGGGUCUGGUCUGCUUGUUACAGCCGAGCCUCCCUGGUGUUUGGUGGGAAAUGGACAAUAGGUCUUUCCGGAGGCUUGGCAUUGACAAUGCGAGACGUGGCCACAUUCUUGCGCGCGCGGUUGAAAGCAGCUAGUUUAACUCGGGAUUUGAAGCAGAUGGUGCGCAGAUUUCGAACAAGCUGA